AUGGUAAGGAAUGGCUUCUAUAAUAGUCCAAAGUUUCUGUGGCAUCUACUUACACUAUAGGGGAAUCAAUAUCGUCUUUAGAUAUAAGUCAAGACUAUACAGCUGCAGGUUUAUUGGAUGAAACAGUGGCAUUAUGGAAAGAUAAAACUGGAAGGACACUUUUUAGGGAUUGUGGAUGUAAAAUUCUCAAAUAAUGGCGAAUUGCUUGCAGUAAGUUCAUUAGAUAGCGUUAUACGUAUUUGGGACUUAAAGAAGAGUAUUAAAUCGAGAGAAAUUGCCUGUGAUUAAAUGGAGAAUUGGAAUAUUUGUUGGUUGAAAGAUUACAUUUGUACUGCAGGAGAGGGAGGCAGAUUAUCCAUCUUUGGUUUGGAUCAAAAUCAAGAAGAAAUUCCAGUGUUUUCAGUAGAGAAUUCAUUCGCAUCAGCUUUGGCUGCAAAUAAUUCGAAUAUUGCUGUAGGAACAGAUAGUGGAUCAUUGCAUAUUGUCGAAGAUCCUAUUGAAAAGAGAAAAUUACAUUCGAAAAAAAUUCAUAAGAAAAUGGUGAGAUCUGUUAAAUUUAGUAAUGAUGGUUUCAAAGCCUUUUCAAGCUCAGAUGAUGGAGAUAUUAAACUUACUGAUUUAACUAAAAUGAAGGAGAUUAAAACAUUUUAACACCACUAUUCUGUUAAUUCUAUUGAUGUUAAUCCAAUAGAUGAUAAGCUAGUUGUCAGUUGUUCAUCUGAUUACAAAGUUAGAUUAUGGGAUACAUCAUCUGGAUAAUGUAUUGAAUAAUUUAACCCCUUUGACAAAAAGGAUGACAAAUUAUGGGCUGUUAGGUUUAAUAGGGAUGGAUCUCUUAUUGGAGUGUGCUCAUAACAAGGUUAAUUAAGCUUCUAUAGUAGAAAUUGAAUUGUUAGAAUAAUAAAAGUGUUAUAACCAAAAUG
Molecule: messenger RNA, 923 nt
Organism: Paramecium tetraurelia
Lineage: Eukaryota; Ciliophora; Oligohymenophorea; Peniculida; Parameciidae
Exons: 2
Cellular component (GO): Cdc73/Paf1 complex
Molecular function (GO): protein binding
Source: RefSeq, a predicted model, not a curated record